Molecule: messenger RNA, 708 nt
Organism: Vairimorpha ceranae
Lineage: Eukaryota; Fungi; Microsporidia; Nosematidae
Product: origin recognition complex subunit 2
Exons: 1
Coding region: 1-708 (235 amino acids)
Source: RefSeq, a predicted model, not a curated record
AUGAAUUCAGAUCUUUUGGAAUUUCAUCAGUUUUGUAAGGAAGAACAUUUUAAAUUGCUAGAUAAAUACAAUCUUCUCUACUACGGUUUUGGUUGUAAAAAAAAUAUUUUAAGAAAAAUGUUUCCUGAGGCACUACAAUUUGAUAUGAAUGUUUAUACCUUAAAUGAUAUACUUCUUGAACUAAAUAUAAAAUAUAAUACUAAUUAUAAACAUCUAUCUGAAUUUAAUUGUAGAGAAAUUAUUAUUUUAUUAGAUUUUAAUUUUAAAUAUGCAUGCAAUUUUUAUUUUACGUCUUUUAGACUUAUAUUUACAUUAGAAAAAAUAAAUAAAGAAAUAUCUUCCGAAGAUUUACAAAAUCUUAAUAUUAUUUUGAGAGAUUUAACGACUUACGAAGAUUAUGGAAUUGACACUAUAGAACAUAAAGAAGUAAAUAUUGAAGGAUAUCUUAAUGUUAUAAGAAAUGGAUCAAAAAAUAGCAAAAUAUCUUUUAAACAUCUACUAGAAUUUAAUAAACCUACUGUACCUGUUGUAGAUUUAUUUAAUAAAAUAAAAAAAAAUCUUAUGAUUAUAAGAAAGAAUUUAUUGUUUAAUUUUUUGAGUGAAUUUAUUGAGCAUAAAAUGAUAAAAAUUAAGGAUCAACAAAAUAUAGAAAUUUUAAUAGAUUUAAAAUAUUUUAAAGAUCUUAUUGAUGAAUGUAAUAAAAAUUAG